Messenger RNA from Gallus gallus (chicken), 7116 nucleotides. RefSeq names its product SPT3 homolog, SAGA and STAGA complex (gene SUPT3H). Gene Ontology annotation, molecular function: transcription coactivator activity; protein heterodimerization activity. The transcript has 11 exons. The coding region runs from base 4457 to 5521 and encodes 354 amino acids. Gene Ontology annotation, biological process: transcription by RNA polymerase II. The record is from RefSeq and is a predicted model, not a curated record. NCBI's taxonomy places the organism in Eukaryota, Metazoa, Chordata, Aves, Galliformes, Phasianidae.
AGCCUUUGUUAUAAAAAUAAAGGCAAUUUUAUCAGAGAUGAGAAUGUAUUCUAAAAGGAAACUAUUAAGACUGCUCUAAGCAUGAUAUGGAAAUACUUCACUUUUUGCAGCAGCAUGUUGGUUUAAAUGAAAAUCUUGCCUUCUUUUUUUUGCUUUAGUUUAUAUAAAUAUUAAUUCUAGCAAAACAAAUCACACUUGAUAGGAGUAAGUUGGGUGGGAUAAUUGAACGGCUCUGAUUAAAAUGACUGUAAGUAUUGAAAGCGAGUCGCUAGAAAACCUGUGCCUCCUUUCCUCCCGGGGCAAAGCAGUACAUGGCACAGGGAACUUACAUACAUGGGGGGGCUGCAACAGCGUUCUGACUGGCAGAGUAAAACGUGUCUACAGGAAACAGAUGCAUGAAUAAUGGAUUUUAUUUUAAUUGGAAAUGUUAAAGUGUUUGACGGGACGGUAACCUGAGUUUGUUUUGUCUUUGUGCUCAUCUUGAAAAUGCUCUCUUAGGGGCGUGCUUUUCCCUAUGCGAAGUGGCAGGUCUUAUAUUUAUUUGUAGAGGAGAGUGUUUAUGUAAGGAAGCGUGCUCUUGGAUUUAAGCUUUAUUAACUUAACAACAAAAACACCUGAGAGCAGAGGGUGCACCUCCUCAAUCUGCUCCCCAUCAGCCUUUGGAAGCUGCUUUGAAAUAAGCGUAUAGAAUAGGAAUGUGAAUUGUUGUGUGUAAUGUCAGCAGAGAGGUGCUGUGCUGGGGACAGGAGCUCCUUGCCGGGGCUCUGUGGUGGAGGAGGUAGGUGUUAGCUGUGCUCUGUGGGUGUCUGCUGUCUCCGGAUGAAAACCUGUGGUUAAUUCCUAAGUCUGGCAGAAUUCACAAGGAAAAUGUCUUUGAAAUAGCGGGCAGUUUACUAACUUAUUUUUGAGUACGUUUAUCAAAAUAAAUGUUGCAUUUAUUCCUUUUAGACAAAUGGGCAUUUUCUAUUAAAGCCAGCAGCUGGAUAUUUUUCUGUUGCAGUUUCAUGUCUAGUCGUGAGAGCCUCAGAUGCUCUCGGAGCCUGAGCUAAAUCCUUCCCAUGCUUCAGGUUUUACCAUCUGAAACUCACUAUUUAUCUUGAGGCCGCCUUAAUUAAAAUAUGAUGCACCCGAGGGCAUAUUAAAUGUGGCAAUUUAUUGUACUUCUUAUUAAUGGAGUGUAUUUAAUGAGUUUUCAGAACCAAGUCCAUCGCCUGUGCCGCUCAGAGUUGGUUCCUGUGAGUGUGGCAGGGAAAGGCACACAGCCCCGCGGGCAGCAGCUCUGCAGCCCGGCCUGUAGCAGGUCCUCCUGCCACCCCUCUGCACUCCCAGCUCAGUAAAUGAACGCUGCAUUUGGGCACAGAAUAAUGCACAGCUCUGCCCAUCUGUUCAGCCCGUUGUGCUAUUGAUGCUCAGUGAUGGGUGCGUGCUGCAAGGCGAUGCAUCCAAAGCACGGCUCUUGUUGGUGCUUGUGUGCUAUGGAAUGAGCAUCUCCUGCAAGAAUUGGUUACUGUUUUGUUUUCCUGCUUGCGCUUAAUUCAGUAUUACAUCUUUGCUGUUUACUUAAGACUGCACUGAGCUUCUUGUAGGAAAGCUGUGUGCUGAUAGCCCAGCUGGAAAAAGAAACCUAUGAGGUCCAGUUUUAGAUGAGUGUUCUCAUGACCGGGACCGAGGAACCGCACUGCUGAGAGGAAUUCCACUGUUAUUGUUCUGCUCUUAAUGUGGGGUGGCAGAGCCUUUAAAUAUUUCUGGUAGAGUAGUUAAUACGGCAUGGAAGUUUGAUAUUUGUACAGUUUGUAAAGGAAUUUGAGGUGUUACUCUAUUUUGACUUCAGUUUUCAAGUAUGCACCGGUGCAUCAUUAAUCAUAGGAAAUGCAAAAAUAAAUAAUAUAGUCCCUUUGGAUUUUUCAUGUGAAUACUUACCUUUUCCUUUUUUUGUAUAUACAGUUGAGGUAUUUAGGUAACCCCUAACCUUUUGCUUCAACAAGGAGGUACAGUAUAAAAAUAUUACCACAGUCUUCAUAUGAGCAGUUCUCUCUAAGAAAACCUCUAGAUGAAUAUUUAUUGAAAAAAAGCAAAGUUGCAAUACAGAAUGACUUAGCUUGGCCUGAAUAUUAUAUUUUAGACCACCAGUGAAUAAAAUUAAAAGCACAUGGAUUUUGAAUAACUAGAAAAGGUUGUAAUUGAUUAGCACUGCAUGAAAGUAUUGAAGGAGAGUGAGUUUUGAUUUGUGAAUGCUUCUAUUCAAUAGAGAUUAAUCGUGAGCGUUUGAUAAAAUCUUAGUGCCCCUAAUGAGUUGGGGUUUUGUUUUUCUCUCCUUGGUUUAUUUAACCAUCAGAUAUUUCAGUGUUCUUCUAAGAAACUGGGAGCAUUUCAGUGCUUUUAGCAUCAGCACGCCGGAUUUAAACAGUAUUAAGGGUUCAUUUGAGACAGAUAAUUAAAUCAGUGCCUGAGAUGCUGCGUAGUUCUGCAUGUUUCAGGGGUUUACUCUCCCAAAGCUGAGUGAGAACCUUGCAGCUUUCUGAAUGCAGAAGAGAAUAGUGAUUCCUGCAUUCCCUCCAUGCAUUUGUUGAAGUGCUGUUAUUUUGCAUUGCAUCUCUACACACUCGUGCUUACCGAGGUUGCGCUUAGCAUCCACAGUCACAUGUCUGUGUCAAACAGAAUGGGAGCAUCCAGAAAGCUCUACGUAUGGCCCAUGUCUCCUAUCAGUGUCUUAGUGAAAGGAAAGAUAAGGUCCCUUCCCAAUGCUAAAAUUGUUAAAACAGAAAUCUAUACAUCAUCUCUAUUACUAUUAUUAUUAUUGCUUUUUAAGGAUAAAUGAGAAUAAUCUGGCCUAUAUUUUAAUAUAAGUAGAGGACACUUUUUGUUGUUAACUUGAAGUCUUUCCUUUAGAUUUAUCGUGUCACCCUAUUGGGAUCUGUCACCAGGAGUUACAUCUGAAAUAAUUGAUUAAAUUAUCAGCCAAACCUUGAUCAAAUUUUACAUUCCUCAGUGAAAUUCUUGUAUGCACAGAGCUCGAUUGGAACUGCCUUUUCAUCACGUGUAGCUUUUAUCGGAGGCCUUUCCAAAAUACUGUAUGUUCUAAAGGAUCUCAUACACAAUGUUUACUGGAUUUUGUAAUGUUCUGUUGGUAUUUUACACAGUGUGUACUCUGAGACUUUUUUUUUUCUUAAGAUGAUAAGGACACAAAUAGAAUGCUUUGGUUGAAAUGAUGCACCCAGAUUCAAAAUGUCAAGAGUUCAUUCUCACCUAUGGGCAUAACGCGCACCGAAUCUGUGCAGAACUGCUUUAACACAGAGCUGCUCUGGAUCUGAAACAGUGCCUGCUUAGCUGAGGUGCACCGAGAUGUGGACGGAUCUGUGUCCCUGUUCAGCAGGAAGGGCUCCUUCCUCUUCCCUACUGUUGUGUCUGCCUUUCUAAAAGCACGCAGCAACGUGAAGCACAGUAAGCAAAAUGCAGACAUAGCUUAGCGCCUGUGUGAGCUAAUCAUCACAACGCUGCCUUCAUUCCCUCUUAUUUCUCAUCACUGCGCUUCUUCAUCACUCUUUCUUGAAGAGAAGCAUAAUCAAUUUCAGCAGUCCCAAACAGGCUGAAGUCAGUGAUGGGAAUAGAUGGAGAAGCUGAGAGAUAGAAAAGAAUAACAGCAUGCUGCACCAGACUGGGAAGCGGGGACUGAUCAGUAACUUUGGGCUUUUGGUCUCAUUUUUUAAUGUUCUCCGUCUCACUUCCAUCAGCUUUUUGUUUCUUUUGUUUGAAGCAUAAGAGCCAUCGAUUACGCAUUACAGAACUGAUGGCAUUUGCUGUUCUGUGCAUUUGGGUACAGAUGCUGUAGGUUUUUGUACCCAACCCGAUGUAGUGAGGUUUAGGGAUAAGAGUGAUUCUUCAUGCUACAAUCCCUUUCACUUGCUUGAGGAACGAUCAGAAGCAGAUGAAUUAAGCAGUCAGCACUCCGUGUUUUGAUAAUUUUAGCCAACUAAAUUUCUUCUAAUCUCUUUUGGAAGUAAAAGCAAAAGAAAGUCCCUAUACAUGUAAACUGUAUUUCCUGUUGUAAACACUGGGAUAAUGUGGUCUGGCUACACUUCUGCUCUGCUUCAUUAAGACAGCAGUUUUAGCAGGAAAGCUGCUUACCAUUUCUGUGUGAGCAUUUCAGCCCUACGUUCUGUGCAUCGAGCUGCUGCAAGUUCUGUUAUUGCCUCUGCUAUCUAUGGGCAGACAUAGACUGUCCUCUCUGCUGUACGGAGCUGCUCAGCAUGCAGCCGUAGAGCUCCGUGUGCCUUACUGGGAACCAGUCAAAGUGGGGGAGGUAGGAGGGGUAAGAGGAACUUCGCUCACCGCUUCGUUACAAUACGAGCCUCGCUGGGAUGCAGUCACUGCCAGUGGUCCUAGCAUUGUUUUCCUUACAAGGGGGGCAGGGGAGGAAAACCAAUAGGUUUAACUGCAGCCCCAACCUAGUUUCAACAUGAUGGACACCAUUAAGAAAAUCUUGUUUUCCUUGGGAGAUGCUCGCAGGCCGCUCCAUGAGUCUGCCAUCUUGGUGGAAGACAUCGUCCACACUCAGCUGAUAAACCUGUUGCAGCAAGCGGCUGAAGUUUCUCAGCUGAGAGGAGCUCGAGUCAUCUCUGCUGAAGACCUCCUGUUCCUUAUGCGCAAAGACAAGAAGAAGCUUAGAAGGCUGCUUAAGUACAUGUUUUUUCGUGACUACAAAUCUAAGAUUGUGAAAGGCAUAGAAGAAGAUGACCUCAUUGAAGACAAGUUCAGCAGCAACAACACCAACAAACGGCAGAAGCUUGCUCAGGAUUUUCUCAACUCCAUUGACCAGACAGGAGAGCUCCUGGCCAUGUUUGAAGAUGAUGAGAUUGAUGAUGUCAAGCAAGAACGGAUGGAGAGAGCAGAGAGACAAACACGAAUGAUGGACUCAGUGCAGUACGCAGAGUUUUGUGAAAGUCGGCAGUUGAGUUUUUCAAAGAAAGCAUCCAAGUUUCGUGACUGGCUGGAUUGUAGCAACAUGGAGAUAAAGCCAAAUGCAGUUGCAAUGGAGAUUUUGGCAUAUUUAGCAUAUGAGACUGUGGCACAGUUGGUGGACUUGGCCCUUUUGGUUAAACAAGACAUGACUCCUAAGGCCGGCGACCCAUUCAGUCAUGCCAUAUCUGCCACUUUCAUACAGUAUCACAACUCUACUGAGCCACAUCUCUUAGGGCAGGCUGCAGGUGUGAAGACUGGCCUUGAGUCUCCUGACAACACACCACCCCCUACGCCCACCCCACCAGCACCUGCAGGGCAGCAGCAUCUUGGGAAAACACCAUCGGGAGCUCUGGGGAAUGGAGGGAUUGGGCAGGACUCUUCCAAAUCCAAACAGAGGAAAAGAAAAAAGAGCGCUGCAGCCUGUGGUAUGGAGGCUCAAAGCGAUGCCAUCCAGCCCAGCCACAUCAGAGAGGCCAUUCGGCGCUACGGCCACAAGAUUGGCCCCCUAUCCCCAUUCACAAGUGCCUACCGCAGAAAUGGGAUGACUUUUCUCGCCUGCUGAUAUGGAUGUGGCUGCAGCAACAGAAAAGACACUGUUAUAUUAAGGUGAUUUUCUCUUCCCCUCCACGGAAGGAACAAAAAAACACAAGCUCCAAUGUCUCCGCGUGGCAGUGAGUGGGCCGGUUUGUUGUGACUAUCUGCUGGCUGACUCCGUCUCUUUUUCCAGCCCCCUCAAUCGUUAUUCUUGUUUACUAGCUGGAACAUUUAGCUAAUUAAUGGCAGGAUGUUUGGGAUAGCGUGUAGGUGGAUAAGAAUGCAGAUCGCACCAGUUUGAUGUUUGCUGCUGUCAGCCCCUUUGUAAAACGCCAUGUCAUCUUUACUCAGUUGUUUGGAAGUCUCUGUGUUUUGGUAGCAGUGUUGUUUUGGGAGGCAGGACGAGGCAGAAAGAGGCCAAAGAUAUUCUGAGUUUUCCAUGAUUUUUACAAAAAGACAAAAACCUGCACUGCUUUCUACUGCAUUUCCUCCAGUCAUUCAUUCCAGUGCAGUGCAGGAAGGGGCUUUUAGAUAAGAGCAACAGCAGAGAAGAGCUCAGGCAACCUACACUGCAUCAAAAGUUUGUCACAGACCCAGCAGCAAAGCAGCCAGCCCUGAAUUCCCAGUGCUGCCAUCUCUCCCUGCUGCACUCCCAUAGGGGCCCAACCCACCAGGGAAAGGCUCUGCAGCCAUUUGGCACAAAUCUGCCCCACUCCCUCAGCGUUUCCCAAAGCAUCCAAACAGCCAUGGCCACCUCAGUGCUUCUGGAUGCAGACUAUGUGCAGCGUGCUGCCCGAGGAGAUGUUUUCCCCAUCACCGACAAAGGCAGUGUUGCUGUUGGAUUUGGUCGAAGAAGAAAGACGCCCUUCAUUGCCUUUCUGCAUUUCAGCUCACUUUGUUUGUUUUCAGAUUUACUUUUUAAAUCUCAGUCCCUCACUCUACAAUUCUUCCCGUCCCCCUCUCCUCCAGCCCCGGCUGUCCUCACCGACGGAUUCAUUUCUUCACAUCAAAUCUGUACAAAUAUAGAGCUAACCACAAGGAGCUGAACCAGAGAGAAGGGCUUAUGGCUCAGCCCAUCCCUGGGAUCUGCUGCCUGUGUCCCUGGGGCAGCCCAGGGGUCUGCGUCAGCCGCCCAGAGCGCAGGCUUCAAAUCUGACUUAAACCUCAAAUUAAGACGGAGCACUCAAGGGAUCAAGGGGAGAUCAGCAAAAUAUUACUUUUAUAUAGUGCAGCCGUCCUCCUCCUUUGUGCUGACUAUGUGAGGUCUUAACUUUUACUCCCACCGCAUGGUAUUGUGGUCAUUUGUAAGUGGUUUUCUUGCCCGGCUUUCCUGGACCUGCUUGCGAAAGCUUUAGAAGUAUCUGUAUUUUAAACAAACAGAAAAAUGCCUCUUCUCUUUGCAACCGAAAUGCUGCCAGUGUGAACUUUGUACGUCAAAUAUUACUGCUGUUCAUCAAUUGCUUUUUUUUCCUUGUACCUGCUUACCCUUCUGUAUUCUGGAAUUAAUCUGUGUGCAAAGGAGUACAAGCAUACACCACCGGGUAUUAAACAGAGGGGGGAAGCUUUCUGAUGUUCCAUCUGUGCUUGUUGAAAUAUAUGAUUAAACUUUUCUUUUUAUCAUCA